AUGACUCGAAACAACCUCGCCGAGCACCUUACCUGGCUGUUGAGCAACAUCACAUCCACCAAGCCUGCGCCUCGAUCCUAUCCCAGUGCCAGCGACCCCGUGUCCCAGCAGUUGUCCCAAUCGCGAAGGGCGCUGCCCCCGACGAGGACUCGAUCCAGGCCCUCGUCCGUCUCUGCGCCUCGACCUGGCCCCAGAACUCUCCAUCCUGCCUCGAGAGAGGCCUGUGAAUUGGCCGGGGGAGGGGAUGACUUGCUGCCGCAACAACUCCUAACCCCGUCCACGACAAGCGAUGGGCGGGGGAAGCAGCAUGCCGGUCAAGGACACACGAACACUCCUGGGUCGCGCGCCUUAGCGUUAGACAAGGGUCCUCGGCGGGCGCCUUCGCCGAACCUCAGCCUCGACUUCACUGACUUUGAUGCCGACGAUUUGGAAUGCAUGGAUCUUACCGAAGCCACCGCCGCCUCUUCCGGCUCGCUCGAGUUUGGAGAUGAUGUCAGGCUAUGGGAUGAAAAGUCGGCGGUAUGGUCUCCGGUGCCGUCCAAGACCCCCAAAAAGCGAAAAAGCGACGGCAUCGGCAGUGAUGAGGAUGGCCACGAAGAACAGUUCCCCGAUGUCUAUCAGCUACUGGGGGCAGACCCGCCCACGUCCACACCCCGGAUAAGAUCUGCAGCGCGUCGGGCUGACGCCUCGGGUAGUGCUCAGUCACGGCGAGGUCGAGCUGGCAAGGAACCCGUCGACGGCCAAUCUGCUCACGCGAGAAGAAGCGGCGCUCUCCAGAGUGUCAUGGAAGAAGCAUCUUCGCCGUCAAGGCGGAUAGCGGAUCGACGCGAGCUUUCCGGAAUCAAUCAAACGCCCAGCACGAACCGUCAAACUGAACGUACAAGGGACAGCCACAAAAAACGCAAAGUAGCCGUCGAGGCGCCCUCUUUUCCAUUGUCUUCCGAGGAGGAGGCGUUCCAACAGGCCGAGCAGGCUGACAAACCGAGGGAAAACGAUUUUGUACCCGAUUCCGAAGACGAAUUCGUCACGCCACCGUCUCACAUGGGAGUGAACCGGCUUUCCAAGGAGGCUCCUAGCAGCCAGUCUAGGCUUGUGGAAUCAGAACCCCCGGCGGACCCACCUCCCGAACGGCACGAUGGUUUGAGCGACUUUGAUGUCCCGGCUCCUUCGCGUUAUGGAGACGCUUCUUGGAAGACAUCCGCACCAGAAGGAAUAGGAGGCUCAGGUGCCAGCUGCACGAGUGCGGCUGGUAGUACCUUUGGUGCCUUGGCACCCGAUCCUUGCAUUCCCCCUUCCAGCCAGACGCCGAGGCUCCUUACGUUUCUGUCGGCCAAUCCGGAAGCAUUGAGCACAAGACAUGCUCUGCUAGAGACGCAGGUCCUGCAGAAUGGCCAAGACUUUAUGCGAGCGAUCAACGAAAGAUGGCCCAAGGAGAGGCGCAGCGAGGUCAAGGCCGAGAAGGAGCGGUUGCUGAGACAGCAAACUGCCGUCAAAGAUCUGACCAACUCCAUGGAUUCGUACAGAUCGAUUUGCCAACGGCGAGAAACACUUGCGAAGCAAAUCGCCCAAUCUUAUGCAGAUGGGCUCGAUACUGACGACGACGAGAUUCAGCUCGACGAGCUCACCGACCAGGUACAGACAAUGGAGCAGCAGCUUAUCCUGACCUUGUCCGAGGCUGGGCUGGAUGAGGGAAUCUUCUCCGAGCCCGUGCUGAACUCUGCCUCAGCCGUGAGAAAUAGAGGCUCCGUCGUGUUCAGCACGCAGCCCAUUGACGGCAGCACGAUCGAGGGAUCUCGAAGCCCAAGAGGAUCGCUACCAGCCAGGGCCACCGGGACACAGGUCGUCCAUCAGACACAACUGCCCGCUGCGUCGCAGUCUCGCCUGCGGAAUGACUUCGUACCACCAGCAGCGACAAUCUCGCGAAAUGAUUCAACGUCUCGAGACGACAAGGAUUGGUCCAAGCCGCCGCUCGCAAGAGAUGCAACGGGCCCCUUGAAGGCCCUCAGUCGAUCCAGGUCGAAAAAACCGAGCGACACCAACGCCAACGCGGGUUUCAUCUCGGAUUUUCAAGACGACGAGAUGAUGGCUCUUCCCGUGGUCCGUCGAAGAGCCACACAAGCGGAGAUGCGUGGCACAACGACACCGAGAAGUCGCGUCCAUGCUGCCGAUGACAAUUUCAGCGACUUCAGCGACGACGACGCCAUGUUGGCUUUUGCCCAAGACUAUGAGACCCGUCAGUCCGCAGGAGAAUCGUACGAAGGGUCUCACCGGGUCCUUUUGGAAACAUCAGGGAACGUCUUGCCCCCGGCAAAGGCACGCAACCCUUCAAGAAGACAGGCGGCGCCGGUCUUGCCUCCACUGAGCAUCCCCCCGGAGCUCAUGAAGCACUCGUGGUCUCCCGAAGUACAGAAGAUACUCAAGGAUCGGUUCAGGAUGAAGGGAUUCCGCCACAACCAGCUGCAGGCGAUCAAUGCAACGUUGGCUGGGGAAGAUGCCUUUGUCUUGAUGCCCACGGGCGGCGGCAAGUCCCUCUGCUAUCAGCUUCCAGCGGUGAUUCGGACAGGCAAGACGAGGGGCGUCACCAUCGUGGUUUCGCCCCUCCUCAGUCUGAUGCAAGAUCAAGUCGAUCACAUGAAGGCCCUGGGCAUCCAAGCUGUUGCUUUCAACGGCGAGUGCUCGGCAGAGUACAAGAGGCAGGUGAUGAGCGCAUUCAACGAGCGCAGCCCAGAACACUUCAUUGAGCUGCUCUACGUUACUCCCGAGAUGGUCAGCAAAAACGCAGCCUUCAACAGUGGGAUGCAGAGCCUGUAUCGCAAGGGCAAGUUUGCCCGGCUCGUCAUCGAUGAGGCCCAUUGUGUGAGUCAAUGGGGACACGACUUUCGGCCGGAUUACAAGACUCUCGGACAGGUCCGCCUCAGGUUUCCCGAGGUCCCUGUGAUGGCGCUCACGGCCACGGCAACCCAGAACGUCAUUGUGGACAUCAGGCACAACCUGGGAAUGACAAACUGCAAGACCUUCUCGCAAAGCUUCAACCGCCCCAACCUGUACUACGAGGUCCGGACGAAAACGUCGAAUGCUGAUGCAAUGGAGAAGAUCGCCACCUUGAUACAGGCCAAGUAUCGGAAUGUGACAGGCAUUGUCUACACCAUCUCCAGAAAGCAGGCAGAGAGCGUUGCCGAGAAGCUGCGCGACAAUGGGAUAGCAGCGCGACACUACCACGCCGCCAUCGACCCUCAAGAGAAGGUUGAGGUUCAAACAGCCUGGCAAAAAGGAACCGUGAAGGUGGUCGUGGCGACCAUAGCCUUCGGCAUGGGCAUCGACAAGCCAGACGUGAGGUUCGUGAUGCACCACGGGCUGCCCAAGAGCCUGGAGGGCUACUACCAGGAGACGGGCCGGGCAGGCAGAGACGGAAAACCCUCCGACUGCAUUCUGUUUUACGGAAAGGGGGACAUAAGGGUCCUCAAGAAACUGAUAGCUGAUGGAGAGGGCAACGACGAGCAGAAGGAGCGGCAAAUGGUCAUGCUGAACCGAGUCACGUCCUUUUGCGACAACAAGUCGGACUGCCGGCGGACAGAGGUCCUUCGUUAUUUCGGAGAGGACUUCAUGCCGGCGCAGUGCCAAAAGUCGUGCGACAACUGCCAGGCCGGACUCGUCUUUGAGCAGCAAGAUUUCUCGACAUACGCCAUCGCUGCCAUCCGGGUCGUCCAGAACCAGAGAAGACUAACGGCGAACCAGUGUGCCGACAUUUUGCUGGGAAAGAAGUACCCCAACCACGAGCAACAGAAUUCUGACGAUUACCAUGGUAUGGCCAAGGGUCUCAAGAAACACGAGGUUGUUCGGGUCAUCGAUCGCCUGUCUGCGGAAAAGGCUUUCCGCGAGAACAACGUCGUUGGCAACUACGGGGUAGCCAUACAGUAUCUUCAGGUUGGGCCGACUGCGCGCCUGUUUCUGAUGCAGCAGCGCAAGCUCAUGCUCACGAUCCAAGUCUCCGAGGAGCCCAAGGGCUCCAAGUCCAAGUCCAAGGCUGCGAAAAAGGGCAAGGGCCAGGAAGCCUCGCCGAUGCAGUCGACAUAUGUGUCAUCGCCAAUGGGCAGACGCAAGUCUCGGGCAAGGGCGGUGGUGGAGAGCGAAGACGAAGGCGACCUGCCCACGACGUCGCACGGCUAUAGCAAUGAUGGGUUCAUUGUCUCAGACGAUGAAAUGCGGGAAGACGACAACGAGGAUGACGCCUUUGACCCCUUGCCGCAGCAUCGUCCGGCUAAACCGGCCUCUCAAAACAAAUUCAGUCCCCAAAUAACGUCCGACGAGCGACUGGGGAAUCUUUCCGAGAUACACCAAGACCUUGUCAAUGCCUUCGUGCCAGAGGCCCAGAAAUUGGAGGAACAGAUUCGCAAUAAGAAGGAGCUCAGGCGGCCCCUCUUCACGGAGCGCGAUUUUCGAGAGAUGGCCAUGAACUGGACCACGUCCCUUGAAAAGAUGAACCGCAUCCCUGGCAUCGAUCCCGAGAAGGUCAGGGAACAUGGGCCGAAACUACUGCCACUCCUGCGCCAGCACCACGAACUGUACCAACAAAUCGCCGAGGCAAACGACGAAGCCCCAGGAAGUCAGGAAAUUGUUGAUCUAAUAAGCUCGGACAUGGAAAUGGAAGUGGACUUGAUGGACGGGGCGGCGGGCGAAGACUCUCACUACUUCAACGCCAGGCCGAGGCCGGAAGUCGAAGCCUUUCACAGCAGGCUUCAGGGUCUCAACAGCCAGCAGCAGCAGCAGACCCAGUACAAGGCGCCCAAGUCCUCGUUCAAGGGCGGCAGCCGCAAGUUUUCCGGCAAGAAAUGGCAGAAGAAGGGCGCCGGCGGGUCGACGAGGCGCAAGAGCGGUAGCUUUGGGAGGAGGGCUAGCGGCGGCUCCUCAGCCACGGCGUCGCGGUCGACAAUGAGCGGCAGCUCGAGGAAGGAUGGCAAGAUCGUCAAGAAGUCUGGGGGAGGCAUUGGGCUGAUGCCUCUGUAA
Molecule: messenger RNA, 5004 nt
Organism: Hirsutella rhossiliensis
Lineage: Eukaryota; Fungi; Ascomycota; Sordariomycetes; Hypocreales; Ophiocordycipitaceae
Product: DEAD/DEAH box helicase domain-containing protein
Exons: 3
Coding region: 1-5004 (1667 amino acids)
Biological process (GO): double-strand break repair via homologous recombination; DNA replication
Cellular component (GO): chromosome; RecQ family helicase-topoisomerase III complex; cytoplasm
Molecular function (GO): ATP binding; nucleic acid binding; four-way junction helicase activity
Source: RefSeq, a predicted model, not a curated record